AUGAAAUGCAAUUUAAUAUGCCAAGCACAAAUUAAUUUAAUUUUGGCCAAAAAAAUCAUCAAAAACUUUUGUAAGUCAAGAAGUCUCAAGGCAUUAGAAAAAAGCUAUCUUAAUAAAAUCUGUCUUAACUCUCUAUUACAGGUAACUAGCUACAUUAUUGAUCUACUUACAGAAGAUAUAAAAGAAACUCUUUAUAAUAUAGUUUUGUCAUCAAGAACAUCAAACUUUAUAAGCCUAGCAGCAAGUAAUGCUAUCACAAUUCUCAAUAAAGCUCGAUUCUCAUUCGCAAAUAAAGACUUAAGCAGGAUAAAAAUUCCUUAUGCUGACUUAUCAUAUGGAUUUAUAACUGGCACAAAUUUUAGCUCAAGCAAUCUUCAUAGAGUUAAGCUAUUAAAGUCACAGAUCUAUGACACUAACUUUAAAAACUGUGAUAUGGCUAAAGCAGAUUUUGGAGAAAAGCUUUUAAUUGCUGGAUUAAAAGCUAAUGUCAAAAUUUUAGCUAUUUCACCUUGUGGGAAUUUUCUUGCAAUUUCAUUUGAUUGUGAAACAAUAAUUUUAUAUAAUGCAAAAACCUACUGAGAAAUAGGCCCAUUUAUUGGAGAAAUUUCACCAAUCGAGUCUUUAUCAUUUUCGUGUAAUGGGAGUUAUUUAUUAUCAAUAAAUCGCAGCAGAAUGAUUGUAGAUUUAUGGGAUACCUGUUCAAAACUUCAAAUUUCCCAUUUUGCAAAUUCAUGCAGCUUUUCUAGUUUCUCGCCUUGUAAUAGAUACCUAAGCAUGGUUUGGGCAUCCUCUGAUAGUAGAGAAGCAAUUAUAAAAAUUUAUAGCAUAAAUUCAAAACAGGUUUUAAAUAAAAUUAAGGGAUUUAGCUUAUCGGUUUUAGCAUUUUAUUCAGUCACAGGAAACAAUUUGCUAGUUUUAGAGAAAAAUUCCCUUGCUCCCCUCAGUAAAAGCGAGUUCUUGUUUAUUCGUGGGGGGUUUUAAUACAAAAUCUCCAGAUGGAAAUUUUGUAGUGAUCCCCCACAAAUAAGCAAGUAUUUGCUUUACUGGGGGUAGUUAGCAAAUGGGAUUUAUCUGCAAACAAAAACACAAGCCAAAUUGCUUGCCCAUAUUCUGAUCCAGUUACUAUAUCUUCUGAUCAUGAAUAUAUAGCUUGCAUUCAUACUGAGGACAAGAUCUCUAUCUAUAACACUGAAAUAAUGGAAGCUAUUUGAACUUUUUCACGGAAAUGUUCUCAUUCAGUAUUUUCUCCAAGCGGAAGAUAUUUAGCUAUAGAAGUUCAAGAUUAUGGAAUAGAAAUUCUUGAUUUGUCUAUAAAAGAAACAAAAUACGCAAUUUUGAAAAACAAAAACAAACUCCCUGUUUUUUCUCCACACGGAAAAUACAUAAUUUUAGGAACAAAUGAUAAAAAAUUAAAAUCAUUUAAAACUACGAGAAAUCCUGAGUUUAAAAAGAAACCUAUUACUCAGAAAGGAAUAAGCAUGAUUUCUUUUUCUCAAGAUAGCCAAUAUUUUGCUGUUGGAACUAAUGUAAGCCGCAAGUUGAGGUGGUAAGGUUUAGAUCGGGGCGAUCCAAAUCAGGCAUUAGGCUAUAAUGAAGGAUUGAUUUGAAAUAAAUAAUAAACCAGUGACGAGUGAUCUGUCUUCCCAAUUGUAGGUGACUUAUGUAUAGCCGAACCAUUUUUUUGUGCAAAAAGCUAUCAAAGGAUAGGGCUGCCUCGAGAUGAGAGAAACACCAUUUCUGCUGAUUAUUUGCCCGAUUCAAGUAGCAAUUUUUACCAGAAGGUCACAGGCCAAGAUGAAUGCUGAAAGAAGUAGAGCGACUUAACUGCCUAAGCUGCUUGAUGGUUUUGGCCCUAGUCGCAUUAGCCACUGAGUCCAUUCUUUGAGGAUGGCUAGGCGAAAGAUAAAAAUCAAGGCUCAAAAGAGAGUAGGCUAAUGCAUAUGAACCUCCAGUCGAAAGGUAAAUUUUUUGGGACGAUCUUCUCAGGCCUCAAGUUUAGGUAUACUGGCGCUAGAGUUAAGAAUGGAAGUAUCGAUAAGACCUUAUUAGGGGAAUGCAAGGAAAUUCCUCUGCUGGUUCAAGUUGCUUUGAGAGAGCCCACCACACUGUUAAGCGCAGAGCGCAUAAUGCCCUUGGAAGAAGAAACUUUAAAUCGAAGUGCGUUCAAGGAUUUAUUAUUAUAUUUUCAACAGAAAAUCAAAAUAUAAUCAAGGAAUUUGAGGCUCAUUAUUCAGGAGUUUCAUGCAUUUGCUGAUCAGGCAACUUUUUAGCCGUAACAGGCAACGAUCCAUGGAUUAAAAUUUGAAAUAUUUACGAUAAUUUUUUCUUAAAGAUCAUAGAAACAGAUUAUACUUCGCAAUCUAUUGAAUUUUCUCCUGAUGGCAAAAAAAUCAUUACCUGGGGUCAAUGAGGUUUUGUGAUAAUAAGAGAAAUUGAUACAAAUAAAAUAAUUGCCCAAUGAAGUGUUAGUUACAAUUCUGUUUCUAUAUGCCAUUGAUCGCCCUGUGGCAAUUAUAUAUUAGCAUGCUUUUCUGAUUCAUCUAUAAAAAUUUGGAGAAUAGAUAAUCAAGAGCUGUUGACUGAACCUAUUAAACAUUAUCAAUAUUAUCAUUCAAUAAGUAUUUCACAUUGUUGAAACUUUUUAACUACUUUUCACUGGGACACAAAUUUAAAGAUUUGAUACUUAGGAGGCAUGAAGCAAAAUCAGGUGAAGUUGCUUACUCCCCCCCCAUCCUUGAUCGAACGACUCGCCAUCGUUCGAUCAAGGUUGGGGGUUAAAAAAAAAUUUUCGGGAAAAAAAAAUUAUAUAUAUAAAAAAAAAAAAAUAUAUAGAUAUUUUUUUUUAUUACUUUUAAAUAAGAGGGUUAAGAGUAUUUAAUAUUUAUUUUUACAGCAAAAAAUUAAUUUAUUUCAUAAAAUACCAAUUUUUAAUAUUUUGAUUUAUUAGCUACCCCUUUAAACUGUAUAAAUUUUUUAAUUUGCUCCUUAUUGAAUUAAUUUUUUUUUAAAAAAAUUUUAAAGAAUCUGUAUUUUAUUAGAUUAUUGAGUUUUUGAGCAUAUGUUAAUGACUAAAUCACUUCGAAUGGUUGAUUCCGCAGCUUUCUGUCGUCUCAAAGCCUCUGAAAACAACUUCAUUAUGCACAUCUUCCCAAGCUUUUGAUAAAUAAUAUAUUUUUAUAUAUAUAAAAAAUUUGCAUGAUAUGAAAAUCGUUCGAUCAAGGAUGGGGGUUAAUUUCCCCAAUUUUUAGGAAUUUUUACAGUCAAUCGUUCGAUCAAGGAUGGGGGGGGAGUUAAAGAAUUUGACCCUGAAGAUUGAAUUGGAAUUAUAGAAUGGGCACCUUCAGGAAAAAGAAUCGUUUGAGGUGAAGGAAAUGGAAAAAUAGUAGUAUGGAAUUUUCAAAAACAAAAAUUGGUUCGAAGUAUAGCUGCUCAUAAGGGAUCUGUUAACAUUCUUGUUUUCUCUGCAAAUGAGCGUUUUCUUAUAUCUGAGAGUCAAAAUAUAAUCAAAUUAUGGAAUUCUGAUAUGUUUAGGAUAACUGAAUAA
This is a messenger RNA of Blepharisma stoltei, 3544 nucleotides long. NCBI's taxonomy places the organism in Eukaryota, Ciliophora, Heterotrichea, Heterotrichida, Blepharismidae. The record is from the annotation of a GenBank genome assembly.